Molecule: messenger RNA, 1482 nt
Organism: Alnus glutinosa
Lineage: Eukaryota; Viridiplantae; Streptophyta; Magnoliopsida; Fagales; Betulaceae
Product: fasciclin-like arabinogalactan protein 21
Exons: 1
Coding region: 314-1366 (350 amino acids)
Source: RefSeq, a predicted model, not a curated record
UUUAUUUUCUAUUGUUGAUGAUGUGGCAUAUUAACGUAUUUGAUCAGAAUUUUAAACGAAAAUUUAAUGCAGGAAAUUAUUUGCCAUCCAAGAUUACCAUAGGGAGUUAUUUGUAAAAAAUAUAACCACUGUGACUAAUUUUGCAUUUUUCCUUAUAAGUUUGUAUAAAUUCCACAGCAGCCAACGGUUCUCUUUUGCUCUCCCAAGAAACAAACCCAUAAAACCUCAAGAAGGAGAAUUCUUCAAUCUUUUCCUGUAAUUUUCACUCUCUCUCUCUCUCUCAAAGAUCAUAAUACUCCGUACAGCACAUUUGAUGGCUUCUUGUUGUAAACAUUGGUGGCAUGCAUCAGUCUACUCCAUCGUCUCUCUUUUGUUGGCCUUUAUAGCAAUAUCCACAGCAUUGCGUUCAAAUCACAAGAAUGCAAUUCCAGCAACCAAACCCGUCGCCCAUGGCCUACCACUCAACGUGUCCAGAGCUCUCAGGCAUGCCGGGUUCCACUCCAUGGCCACCCUCCUUCAGGUCUCCCCUGAACUCUUCCUUUCUUCUCCAAACUCAACCAUCUUUGUUAUCAAAGACUCAUCCAUCUCCUAUCUCUCUAUUCCUCCAUUGCUCUUGAAGGAUCUCCUCCAAUACCACACCACUCCUUCCAAGCUUUCCAUGGAUGACCUCUUAAAGAAACCUCAAGGAAGUUGCUUCUCAACCCUUCAUCGGAAGAAGAACAUUGCAGUCACGAAGACUGAUGCAAGACAAAAACUGAUUGAGAUUAACCAUGUUUUGGUGUCACACCCAGAUGUCUUUCUUGAAGGACCAAUCGCAGUUCAUGGAGUUCUUGGGCCAUUUUCUCCAAUGGACCCUCGGGAUGUGCACGAUGGCUGGAAUUUUAUUAAGUCACCAAUCUGUGACUCCAAUUCUACUUUGGUUUCAGAUUUUCUUCAACCCAAGAACAUGGUGGAAUGGAGCCGAAUUAUCCAGUUGCUUAGCUCAUACGGGUUUGUUUCUUUCGCAAUCGGUUUGCAUUCUGUUCUUGAUGGGAUUCUUGAAGAUCAUGCGAGCUUGAAUACAGUCACCAUCUUUGCUCCUCCGAAUUUGGCGGCUGUAGCUUCUUCUUCACUAUUGCUUGAUAAGAUUGUGAGAUUUCACGUACUGCCUCGCAGGCUUACGUACAAGGAACUCACUUCAUUGCCGGUUAGAACAUUGCUGAGGACACUGGUUCCUGGUCAGGAUCUUGAGGUUGCAGGAGAAGUUAAUUUUAUGCAAGGAUUGGUCGUUAAUGGCGUCAAGAUUGCAGCGCCGGAUCUUUUCUCUUCUGAGAAGUUUGUAGUCCAUGGGAUUUCUCGAGCGUUUGAGCUGACUGAGUUUUCCUGACACACCGAUGUAGUUUAAUUUCUUUUUGCUGGUGCUGGUAAGAAUGCUUUGGGAGAAUCGGCUACUUGCAUUUGUUCCCCUUGUUAUUCUAUGAUAUUAGUAGAUGCACCAGAUAC